Messenger RNA from Diaporthe amygdali, 1890 nucleotides. RefSeq lists its product as uncharacterized. The transcript is spliced from 16 exons. Lineage: Eukaryota; Fungi; Ascomycota; Sordariomycetes; Diaporthales; Diaporthaceae. Bases 1 to 1890 code for a protein of 629 amino acids. The record is from RefSeq and is a predicted model, not a curated record.
AUGAAGUCGUCCGGCUUCCGCAAGGCCGAGAUUCAAAGCCGCCGUUCAGGCUUCUCCAAAUACUGCUACGUCGUCCCGACAACCACUGACAUAGACUUUCGCGCCGUCAUCUCAGACCUGCACAAGCUCGUCUCGGUCCGCCCACAUCAGGCCAUGGACAUAGCCCACAUUGUCAGACGACUGCGGCCCGUGUCGUGGAUAUGCAUACCGCGCCUCCUUGGCACCAGAGCCUUGUCAACGCUGCAGCUCAGGGGCGUACGAUGCCUGCUCCGGCCCGCGACAGUCGAUGUACAGCAGCGCGGAGGCCACCUGACUGGCGAGACCCGGGAUGCAGCAAAGGAGUCGACUGCUGACUGGGUGGGGGCGUGGGAGCAAGUGCUCCGCAACUCCACCGAGGGGACAGAAUUGUUCCUCGAGGACGGGCUACCGCCAACAGUCUUGGCAACGACUCCUGUGCAGCCAACAUCUCAAGCCCCUGCACGUGACGAUCCUGGCACAGAGCACCUGAUUUCAUUGCCUCCUUCCUUCGAGCUUGCAAUGGCCUCAGCACUGGAUUUACCCGCGUGUGCGCUUCAGUGCCUGCAAGCCGCCAUAGUGAACUCGACAUGCGCUGCCACGGACCAGACAUGUAUCUGCACCAAUGUGGCUCUCAAUCAACAGGCCACGGCCUGCAGCAGUCUCGCUUGUACACCAGCUGAGCUCAUGACCACCUUGAAAAUCACCAAUGGUCUCUGUGGUAUUGAACCAAGAGAAGACGACUCCUGGUUCAUACCAACCAUAGUCCUCCUAGUUCUCAUGGUCGUAUUCAGUGGCUUGAGGUUUCUAGCACGGUUCAUCGGUGGGCAGUCAUUCUGGUGGGAUGACUGGUUGAAUUUCUUCGCCAUGGUCAUGAGCGCUCUUGGAAGUGCUUGGACCUUGGGUCCUGCUAGGAGCAAAGGCUUUGGGAUGGAUGUCUGGUCAAUAGAGCCAGACGAGCUUACCGAAUUCCUCAAGUCCGGAUACUGUAUCGAUAUGCAAAAAUUUAUGUGGAUUGGAUGGUCGAUGCUCAUUGUAUUCGAUUUCUGGAUGAUUUUUGGGACCGCGACGCGCAACAGUGUAACCGCGGUAGGGAUUGCCAAACUGCCGGCUGUACCUGACACCACACACGCAUCUAACCCGACCUAUAAUCUCGUUUCCCUAGCGAAAUAUUGCCUCAUUGAAAUUGACCUCGGAGUCAUCUGUGCGUGUAUGCCCAGUCUUCCAAUCCUGUACCGGGCCCUCAGGGACCGUAUAAAGGCGAAGAAAGCGUCAAGAGCGGGAGCAAUUGGCUCUCAGGGAUUAGACGCUCGCCAUGGUGCCUUCAGCAGUGAGAAGGUCGGGAGCUUCUCGGCAGUCUCGAAUGUCCCUUCUGCUCAGUCCCAGAGCGGUCACCGCAUGGAAAAUUCGGGGGCCGAGCACAUACAGAUGACGACGACUAUUGAUCAGACCUACUGGAAGGAGCCAUCGGGUGAUCAAAUUCCGAUGCAGGACGGGCGUUUCUAUGCUGGCCAAUAUGAUAACCAACCCAACAACCAAUACAACAACCAGUACAACACCCAAUACAACAACCAAUACAACGACCAAUACAACAAUCAAUACUACAACCAAUACAACGACCAAUACAACAAUCAAUACCACAACCAAGACAACAACCAAUUCAACAACCAAGACAACAAUCAAUACCAGAACCAAUACAACAAUCAAUACAACAAUCAAUACAACAAUCAAUACAACAACCAAUACAAUAAUGCUCAAUCUUCUCCAAACUCCAAUCCCAUGGGACCACGUCCUGUCCUUGAUGAUGCACCCCUCCAGCGCCAGCAGCACAUCCUGAACCAACAGUCUCACCGUUCUCGCUGCAUCAUAUGUUAG